CGGAAUCGCAGGGAUAUGACCGGCGCGUUCUGGCAGGGCUGUGUCCUCGAGUAGCGCUAGUAUCCUGGUUCAUGCGACUCAGCGGACAAAAUCUGCGUCACAUUCACUGGCGCUGCCUUGGCUCAUCCUGACAAAGAUCGUAUAUAUCUUCCCCCUUUUGAAAAGGCAACAACUACCCGACCUACGAGUGCUCUUUCGCUUCAAAUUACCCCUCCUCAUCCCACUUUAUACGAGCCUUUUACCUCCAGGACAGCGAAUGUCAUACGGUCCGCCUCAAGGCCAGCCUCCAUACGGAGGUUAUCCUCCGCGGGGUCCAGGCUAUGGCCAGGGUUACCCUCAACAGGGUCCACCACAACAUGGCGGCUACCCUCCACCCCAAGGAGGUUACGGUGGCCCUCCGCAACAGUUUGGAGGACCACCAGGAGGCUUUGGUGGACCUCCAGGUCAAUACCCUCCACCUCCUCAACACGCCGGCUACGGUCCUCCCCAAGGUGGCUUCCCGCCGCAGCAGCAACAAUGGGGUCCUCCACCAGCCAUGCCCUCACCAGGAUACGACCCGAGAGCGCAAGCACAAGGUGAUGCUUCACGCGAUGCUGAUGCCCUACGAGCCGCGAUGAAAGGAUUCGGUACAGACGAGAACGCGCUCAUUCGAAUCCUCGCGAAACCAGAUCCUCUACAAAUGGCGCUGCUGAAGAAUACAUACAACCAACGUCAUCGCCGCGACCUAGAAAAAGAUAUCAGAUCAGAAACCUCAAAAUACUUCCGUGAGGGAUUGGUGGCGCUUGUUCAAGGACCGCUGAUGCAUGACGUACAUUCUGUGCACGAAGCGAUUAAGGGCUUGGGAACGAAAGAAUCCGUCCUCAACGAUGUGCUGCUCGGCCGGUCGAAUGCGGAUAUGCGCGCAAUCAAGCAAGCGUAUCAAGAGACAUACAGACGCGCCCUCGAGACAGAUGUCAAGGGCGAUUUAUCGAUGAAGACCGAGAGAUUGUUCAGCAUGGUCAUGGCAGCUACAAGAAGUGAAGAGUCGGCGCCUGUGAUCCCGCACGAACUCGAGCGUGAUGUUACUGAGCUUCAUCGGGCAAUGGACGCUCGUGUUGGCACCGAUCAGGUCACGGUCUGCAGUAUCCUAUCGCAGCGCAGUGACGGCCAAAUUCGCGCGCUGGCCCAUCACUGGCAGCAGAAGUACCACAACGGUCUUGAGAAAGUGAUUGAAUCAGAGUUCUCUGGACACAUGAAGGAUGCUUUGCUCCUCAUGGUACGUCGCGCCUGCGACCGCAUCAUGUCCGAUGCGGUGCAAUUGGAAGAUGCCAUGGCCGGGUUCGGGACGAAAGAUGUUCUCCUCGUCCAACGCGUGGUGCGCGUGCACUGGGAUCGAGCGCACUUGGACCAGGUCAAACGCGCUUAUGCUCAUCGGUACAAGAAGGACCUAAUCCAGAGGGUCAAGGGCGAGAUUCAUACUGACAAGUACUAUGAGGCAUUGAUGGUUGCUUGUUUGUCAUGAGGUCCACUUUGAUGGUCAACCCACGAGGUUUUUGAUUUCUCGGAGGGGGGUGUCACAAAUUCUUUCUCUUGUUAGAAGUGAUUGCCUCGCGGCAGGUGUGGUGGCUUGGGGACCAUAGUAGUAAUGGCGGCAGACCGACUUCUUCAUGAGACGUCCAAUGCAAUAGGAUACCUCUUCAUCAUUACAUUAACUUCACAAUUCA
Molecule: messenger RNA, 1703 nt
Organism: Exophiala xenobiotica
Lineage: Eukaryota; Fungi; Ascomycota; Eurotiomycetes; Chaetothyriales; Herpotrichiellaceae
Exons: 1
Coding region: 257-1501 (414 amino acids)
Cellular component (GO): cytoplasm
Molecular function (GO): calcium-dependent phospholipid binding; calcium ion binding
Source: RefSeq, a predicted model, not a curated record